This is a messenger RNA of Ipomoea triloba (trilobed morning glory), 1586 nucleotides long. RefSeq names its product scopoletin glucosyltransferase-like. The coding region runs from base 48 to 1457 and encodes 469 amino acids. The record is from RefSeq and is a predicted model, not a curated record. Lineage: Eukaryota; Viridiplantae; Streptophyta; Magnoliopsida; Solanales; Convolvulaceae. Gene Ontology annotation, molecular function: UDP-glycosyltransferase activity. The transcript has a single exon.
UUUCAUGCAAAGAUUUUGUGACGAUUUUCAUUUCAUUGGCAUUUAGCAUGGGUGAGCUCCAUGUUUUCUUCUUCCCCUUGAUGGCUCAAGGCCACAUGAUUCCUACUCUAGACAUGGCUAAGCUUUUCGCUUCUCGUGGUGUCAAGGCCACCAUAAUCACCACCCCUUUAAACCAACCCGUUUUCACCAAAACCAUAGAUAAGUAUACGCAAUUAGGGUUCCAAAUGGAGAUCCGUUUGCUCGAAUUCCCGGCUGUCGAGGUUGGCUUGCCAGAAGAUUGCCACAGCGUCGACAAAGUCCCUUCCCCUGAAUCACUCCCGAGUUUCUUCAAGGCUUGCGCUAUGCUCCAAGAGCCGCUCGAGCAAAUCUUACAAGAGCUCCGACCCGAUUGCCUCGUGGCCGAUUUGUUCUUCCCUUGGGCUACAAAGGCGGCGGCUAAGUUUGAUAUCCCGAGAUUGAUCUUUCACGGAUCCAGCUACUUGGCCUUGUGUGCUGCGAAUAGCCUUAGAACUCACAAGCCUUUCAACGAUGUUUCAUCUGAUUCUGAACUCUUUACAAUCCCCAAUCUUCCUCAUGAACUCAAACUAACCAGAUUGCAAAUUUCCCCGGAGGAAAUGAGGAAACGCGUUUGGGAACCACAGGAUAAAUGCUAUGGCGAAAUCUACAACAGCUUCUACGAACUGGAGCGAGAUUUUGAAGAGCACUACAGGAAUGUAAUGGGUAUAAGAACAUGGUCUAUCGGGCCACUUUCCCUUCACAACAGAGACGUGGAAGAUAAAGCUCAAAGAGGGAAGAAAUCCACAAUUGACGAGCUUGAAUGCUUGAAAUGGUUGGAUUCCAAGAACCCCCAUUCCGUGGUUUACAUCUGUUUUGGAAGCGUGGCAAAUUUCGCUCCGUCUCAGCUCCACGAAAUGGCAAUGGGGAUCGAGGCUUCAGGGAUGGACUUCGUGUGGGUGAUCAGAAACAAGAGAGAAGAAGACAACGGAUCAGAGAAAUGGAUGCCGGAAGGGUUCGAGGAGAGAACCAAAGGGAAAGGAUUGGUCAUAAGAGGCUGGGCCCCCCAAGUUCUGAUUCUUGACCACGAAGCCGUGGGGGCAUUCGUGACCCACUGCGGAUGGAACUCGACCCUAGAAGCUGUCUGUGCAGGGGUGCCUAUGGUGACUUGGCCCCUACUCAACGAUCAGUUCUAUAAUGAAAAAUUGGCGACUGAGAUUUUGCGGAUUGGAAUCAGGGUUGGGUCCAAUGAAUGGAAGGGAUCAGACAGUGAUGGUGUGAAGAGAGAAGCCAUUGCAGAGGCAAUCAAGAAGGUGAUGAUUGGUGAAGAAUCCGAGGAAAUGAGGAGCAGAGCAAAGGCAAUGAAAGACAAGGCAAAGAAGGCAAUCGAGGAAGGAGGAUCAUCUUACUUAGACUUGGGCUCUUUGUUGGAUGAAUUGAGAGCUUUCCAUGCAAAACAUUAACCAUUCAAACAUAUAUUACAUUUGGCACUAAAUGUCCUUGCCCAUGAAACCAAUAAUUGGUGGUUUAAACUUUAAAUACUAAAGAGUCUGAAAAGAAAUAAUCAAUUAAAAUGCAUAAUUUUUAGUGAA